AUGUCUUUUUAUCAGAAAAAGAAAUUCUUAUCAUUGGUGAAACAUUAUUAUUGGGAUGAUCCAUAUUUGUGGAAGCACGGUCCUGACCAAGUUAUACGAAGAUGUGUACCUGAGACAGAGAUGCCUAACAUAUUAUUGCAUUGUCACACUUUGGCAUGUGGAGGCCACUAUGGUCCGUCCAAGACUACGGCCAAGGUUCUGCAAUCUGGGUUUUUCUGGCCUACUUUGUUUAAAGAUGCUCAAGACUUUGUUGCAAGGUGUGAUCCUUGCCAACGUACGGGAAAUAUCUCUAAUCGAAACCAAAUGCCCUUGAAUAAUAUUUUCGAGGUGGAAUUGUUUGAUGUUUGGGGUAUUGACUUCAUGGGUCCGUUUCCGGCAUCAUAUGGGAAUUUGUAUAUUUUGGUUGCAGUGGAUUAUGUAUCAAAAUGGGUCGAAGCAGCUGCCCUACCCACGAAUGAUGCCAAGGUUGUGGUCAGAUUUCUACGAAAGAAUAUUUUCAUAAGAUUUGGGGUCCCUCGUGCAAUCAUUAGUGAUGGAGGUACGCAUUUUUGCAAUCGUCAAUUUAAUUCUCUUCUUGCAAAAUAUGGCAUUACCCAUAAAGUGUCUACUCCCUACCAUCCACAAACUAGUGGGCAAGGUGAAGUUUCGAAUAGGGAAUUGAAGAAAAUCUUGGAAAAGACGGUGAAUGCAUCUAGGAAAGAUUGGUCAUUGAAAUUGGAUGAUGCACUAUGGGCUUAUAGAAUGGUGUUCAAAGCGCCAAUUAGGAUGUCACCAUAUAGACUUGUUUUUGGGAAAGCGUGCCAACUUCCGGUGGAAUUGGAGCAUAAAGCGUUUUGGGCUAUUAAAAUGCUCAUUUUGACAAGAGUUCGGCAAGUGAGAAGAGGAAGUUACAAUUGA
Molecule: messenger RNA, 897 nt
Organism: Prunus armeniaca (apricot)
Lineage: Eukaryota; Viridiplantae; Streptophyta; Magnoliopsida; Rosales; Rosaceae
Source: the annotation of a GenBank genome assembly